This is a messenger RNA of Neogale vison (American mink), 1484 nucleotides long. It is a transcript of the gene ARL5C, whose product is annotated as ADP ribosylation factor like GTPase 5C. Gene Ontology annotation, molecular function: GTP binding; GTPase activity. Gene Ontology annotation, cellular component: trans-Golgi network; cytoplasm. Lineage: Eukaryota; Metazoa; Chordata; Mammalia; Carnivora; Mustelidae. The transcript has 5 exons. Gene Ontology annotation, biological process: vesicle-mediated transport; intracellular protein transport; protein localization to Golgi membrane. The record is from RefSeq and is a predicted model, not a curated record. Bases 125 to 694 code for a protein of 189 amino acids.
GGGAAGGCCAGUUUUGAGUCAGGGUGAGCUCCGUAGGUGAGCUCCGUAGCUCCCCAUCUAGAAGGGUCUGGCACGUGUGCUGAGUAAUUAUCCAUCGGAGCUCUUCCCAAUAUCCACUCUGUGGAUGGCAUCUCUCCCCCUUUGGAACCUCCAGAGUAUUUACUUAGGAAAAUUUUCCCCUGAAAAAGAAAUACAAGCAAAUGUUUAUCUUAAACCAGAAGAAAAGAGAGCAUCGAACAUUACAAGCACGCAGAGUGAAAACCUGAUGAAUGAGGUGGUCCACACAUCUCCCACCAUCGGUAGCAACGUGGAGGAGAUCGUUCUGCGGAAGACUCACUUCCUCGUAUGGGACAUAGGGGGGCAAGAGGCUCUCCGCUCCACCUGGAGUGCAUACUACUCCAACACCGAGUUCGUCAUCCUCGUGAUUGACAGCACGGACCGGGACCGGCUGCUGACCACUCGGGAGGAGCUCUAUAAGAUGCUGGCCCACGAGGCUCUGCGAGAUGCUUCCGUCCUAAUCUUUGCCAACAAGCAGGAUAUGAAGAACUCCAUGACCACCUUGGAGAUCUCUCAGUUCCUCACUCUGACCGCCAUCAAAGACCACCCGUGGCAUAUCCAGGGCUGCUGUGCCCUCACCGGGGAAGGGCUGCCCGCGGGGCUUCAGUGGAUGCAGUCUCGGGCCACUGCCAACUGAUGUCCUGACCUGAGGCCGACCAGAAACUCUGGGGGGUUUUGCUUGGACUGUUUGGGUGGAAAACGCAAGUGACAAUUAUUUUCUGCGGAUCUCUGAUGGGAGCUGGGUCAGCUAUGGACAGUGAGAUUGCCGAAGUCCACCCGACCUAAUCCCGCCACCGAAGGGCUAGACUGCCUGCCCUGACCUGCUGCAGACAGGACAGCAGAAGAGCUGCCCUUCGCCCUGGGGAAGCAGGUGUCUUUGGAGGCACAGGCAAGUCGUUAGAUGUGUUGAGGGACUGGGAAGUGGAGCCCCGUCCCCUCAGCCUGCAACCUCUUUGAGGGGAAAAAAAUGGGGGAUAAAGUAGGAGACCCCUGGAAAUGCUCUUUAUUUCCUAGAACCCCACCUCCUAGCCCUCGAUUCUCACCCCAGUUUUCUGGCCCCUUUGCCAUCUUUGAGCAAAGGAGAUUCCAGAAAGGCAAAGAGGGCAGGCACAGGGGAAGGAGGACAGAGCCAAAAACUGGCGGGAAGGGAGAGGAAGAAGGACGGGACAUCCCAGACGGGGACAGUCCCUUGCACUGCGGGGAGUUCCACUCCUCCCAUGCCUUUCCCUUCCCUCUGAGAUGCUGGCUCGGACCACAGCUUUUGAGAGUUAAGCCAUCCCAUCCUUUGCCCUCCAGUCCUUCCAGUAUGAAUCCCAUGCCUCCCAGAUGUCUCCAAUUCCUACACCGUGCCUAUCUUGGCUGUCUUUUGUAAUGAUUUUUUAGUUGUUUUAGAAUUUUUAUAAAAGAGUAAUAAAUGCUGUUGAAGA